Messenger RNA from Prorocentrum cordatum, 1184 nucleotides. NCBI's taxonomy places the organism in Eukaryota, Dinophyceae, Prorocentrales, Prorocentraceae. The record is from the annotation of a GenBank genome assembly.
AUGCGCGCGGCGCGGUCGGGGCUGCGGGCGCCCGCCCGCCGCUGCCCGGCCCUCGCGCGCGGGCGCACGUCCGCCGCGAGCUCCGCGGCGCCCCUCCGCCUCCCCGUGGCCGCGGCCGCGGCGCGCGGCAGCUGGCCCGCCUCGCCGGGGGCCGCGGCCGCGGCCGCGGCGGCCGCGGCCGCGGCCGCCGCGGCGGCAGCCUGGCGCCCGCCGGCGGCGGCGCGGGCGGGGGGGCGGGCCGCCCGCUGCGACGCGGAGGGCGGCGAGGAGCGGCGCGCGCGGCUGCUGGAGCACAUCUGGAGGGGCGACGUGUCGGCCAGCCUCGGCCUGCUGCCUUCCGUGGCGGGGCACGUCGACGCGCCGCUCACCUCGCUGGGCCAGACGGCCCUGGCCCUGGCGUGCGCGGCGGGGGCCCUGCCGCUGGUCUCCGCGCUGGUCGACGAGGGCGCGGACCCCGCGGCCGUGGACCGCACGGGCGCGAGCUGCCUCGCGCAGGCGUGCUGCUCGGGCCAGUCCCACGUCGUGGAGCGGCUGCUGCGGAGGCACGGCGCCAGCGCCGCCACCUUCGACAUCAACGGCCUCGCCCCGAUCCACCAGGCGGUGGGCUUCGGCCAGCCGGCCUGCCUGCGAGCGCUCCUGGAGGGCGGCGCGGACCCCAACCUGCCCAGCGGGGACGUCACCGCCCCCGAGGAGUACGGGGCGAUGCCGGCGCGCCACGAGACGGCGCUGCACAUCGCCGCGAGGCUCCUGACACGGGCGAUCAACCUCGGCGACGGCUCCGGGUCCACGGAGCACCAGCAGAGGCAGCAGCGCGAGCUGAUGCAGCUCCUGGUCUCCCACGGCGGGGACGCGCUGAGGCGGGACGCGGACGGCAACACGGCGCUGCACCACUGCGCCCGCAACGGCGACUUGUGGGGCCUCUGGUUCCUCAUGGGCAGCGUUCCGGACGCCGCAGUGGCCAGCGGCACCCCCAAUGACGCGGGGAGCUCCGUAGUCUCGGAGGCCGACGCGUGCUCGUGGCAGGCGGGGGCUGUGGUGCGCCUCGCCACGAGGACCCACUCCUUGCGGCGGGGAUGGCAGAAGUACUGGUCCGUGUAUGACCUCGUGGGUCGGGGCUGACCGCCGUCCCGGGUGGCAGAGCACUGGGAAGUCAGAUCCUGCACAGCGUCCGCCGAGGGCCACGA